Messenger RNA from Arctia plantaginis, 7068 nucleotides. The record is from the annotation of a GenBank genome assembly. Lineage: Eukaryota; Metazoa; Arthropoda; Insecta; Lepidoptera; Erebidae.
AUGGAGUACCAAAAGCGGCCCGGUACAUCAGGCAUCUACGGUCAGCUCUAUGAAACUAAACUCCUGGCCCUAAUUCUGUUCAGAUUGCAACACGACCGAACAGUUGAAUACUUUUAUUUAGCAACAAACAUCAACGACGUAGGUGACUUCGAUGACAUCUGUCUCGUCGUGAAGAUAGAAGGAUGUGAUCGACCCGUCGCGGUUUUCAUUCAAGUAAAACACAAAAUAGACGAUAAGGCGGUUAUAAAGAUCGGCAAGAAAGAAAUAGUCAAAUACGUUACCAGUUUCAUAAAAAUUACAAAACGAUUCGCGUCACGGCCACGGGAUGACUUUUUCGAUCCAAAUCUCAAUGAAACAGACUGUAUAUUCAUUCUAUACACUAAUGCUAAAUUAACUAUCACAAAUACAGAAUCUAAAUUUGAAAAUAGUUAUGCCACAGUAUUAAACAAUUUGUUGGCGACAAGCGAUGCAAUUGGUUGUCGGGCGCAAGAAUCGGACCAAGUUGUUGAAGAUUUCGGAGAAUAUUUUCUGAAAAAUGACCUCGCCCUGUUGGCGAAACACUUUGUUGUGUUUUUGGUUGAUAAAGGUAACGAUAGAUCAAUGGACAUUAUGAACGAUAUGUAUGUACAGCAGUAUCACGUCAUCUUGAGGGAAAAAGUUGUUGAUGUCAGCGGCAUUCGAACAGAUGAACAUGAACUGGACUUAAAGUGGCGGACUUUGACAUUUAAACGAGACUUUUUCUCAACUAACGACAAAUACGUAUUGAUUUUCAAGAACCAUUUACUUAAAGAGCUGCUCAAGAAUCAACGCGAAAUACUGUUCCUGAAUUUCCAGAAACCAAUCCUAUCAUUAGAUGAAACCAUAUCACUUUUCUUGAAUGCCCCAUCAGCUGCGACACUAAUGCCUCUUAUCAUAACGUAUAUUAAUUGUAAUGAAGCUGGUGAACUAGAAUUUCUCAUUAAAAGGCCUUCUCAUGAUGUCAAGCUGUUACAGCAAACUAAUAUGUCUCGAAAGGAAAUAGACGAAGCAAUAGUUGCAGCUGAAACGAGUGCGAUGGAAUACUUAUUGUCGUUAAAGCUAAAAGUUCCUGUUACAUUCGGUAAUGUAGAUUUAGCGAUUCGAGGUAGUGACAAGAAAGUAAAUAGGAGGUUGAAGUAUUUAGCGACGGCCGUUUGUGGUUUAUGCAAAGAAUAUCAACUACAUGACCAGUAUAAAAUUGUCAAAAUUGAAGAACAUUUAUACGAUGGGCUCUUAAAACAUAACGGAGGUUUGGCUAGCGCUGUCGGUAAUAUGUUAACUUAUGAUGGGACAACAAACAUGAUGAUGUUUUCCAAUAACUUUACGUCCGAACAGAAGAUUGCAGAACAAUUAUCUCUCAAUCUAAACAAUCUAAUCGAUGGCAUAUUUGAAUAUAGGUUUGUCGUAAAAACUAAGAGGUUUCCGAAACUUAACUUCGAUUGCACCGACACAGCCAGAGAGUUUCUAAAUAAACUAAUCAUCUACGAAACACAAAGUAACCAUUGGAAGGUUGAGGAAAUUUUAAAAGAAAAAAUUCAGGAACAUCUCGUAACCGAUUUACGGGAUUAUGUAAUGAACUGUAGUAAUAAAGGUGUAUCAGUGUUCUUGCAUUACCACGACGAAAUACGCAAGUGGUGGAUGUCACCGACAACUGGCACGUAUCUGAACAAAACGACCAACUUGUACGAACAAGCAAUAUGUAAUAUGCAAGCAGAACCACUCAUCAGUGAUUUACAGACAACUUUUUAUAUAAGUAGGGCAAAAUAUUUUAAAAUCAGUUUUACUAAAAAUGCCAUGAAAUUUACGGAACUAUCAGAACUACCCUCUAAACUGUUCGUAACUACAGAUACAGUUGCACUGACGACUGUGAAAGUGGUUCAGUGUUUAAAAAGCUAUUUCUUGAUCAACAAAUUCGCAGUGUUAGAUGUUGAAUUUGUGUUGAAUAUGCCCAUUGCAGACUUUGACAGAUUGAAUGAGGAGAUAAGAAUGACAGAGAGAGUGCUAAUUAUUAUGUGGCAUAAAACCCAGAAUUAUGGUGAAUUAGAUUAUAAUAGAUUGUCUACAUUUGCACUAGCAACUGAAGAUAAACAAUCAGUUGUUAUAAUAAACAGCGAGUUAAGGGAAAUAAUAAAAAAGUUUUUCAGAGCACGAGAUGUGUUUUUUCAUGAUACGGAAACUCUGUCGAAUAUAGAAUCAGAAAAAGAGAUACUGAAACAGGCAAAAGUAGUAUUUCAAGGCCAAAAAGUCACUUUAGAUAAAAUAUUAGACGACGAGUCAGUAUCAUUCGUCAGAGGUGUCAUACUUGAUACAGUAAUACGCAAUGAAACUAUAAAUAUUGGUGAACCUCUCAGUAAUGUACAAUAUGAAAAAGACAAGGAUUUCUAUGUGGACAGGAGUGUUCGCCGCCGUGAUAAAACGGAUGACUACAUUGAUGAUAACGCUUCCAGUAAUCAUAAAUACAUUAAUAAUGAAACUGUAUUUAAUGUCAAUACAUAUUUCGAUAUACCAAGCGAUGUGGUGCUUCUAACAGCCGCACCAGGUAUGGGCAAAUCGACCCUACUCACCCACGUGUCACUUAACACCAUGAAGCAUGAUGAUAAAAUUUGGAUAGUUAGAGUAGACCUGAGAGAUUACUCUAACGAGUUUAACGAAUGGAAGGAAUGUAAAGUAGUGGUUGAUGCUUUGAAAGCUUUGAACUUAUUGUGUCAAGAUGUAUUAAGAAAUAAUACGAUAUCGUUUAAUAUCAAAAUAACAGGCGGUGAAGCCUAUCUAGUGAGCUGUAUAGACAACAAAUUGGCUCAUUUUGAAUUGAGCAUUUUCUUGCACUUUUAUAAUCAAAGGAGAGUGAUAUUCGUAUUUGACGGUUUUGAUGAAAUCUUUUGCUACAAGCAUAAAGUUCUAAGUUUUCUUUCUGUGGUCAAAGAUGAUCUUCGGAAAUGCAAAAUGUGGGUAACUAGUAGACCGUACAGUGACAUCCUGCCGGAUCUAGAAACAGUUUUAGGUAGAAGCUUUCAAUUAAACCAUUUAUCUUUUACCGAGCAGGAAAUUUAUUUAACACGAUUCUGGAAUCAUAAAAUAUUAUUACAGAAACCAAGUGAGGAACAACUCAAAAUUUUACGAACAUUCUUAGACAACACAAGAGAGUCUAUAUCUAAGGAACCAAAUUGGGUUCGUAUAAUCUAUAGUGUUUUUGUAAGUACUGUUGGACCAUUGGUUUUUCCAACAAUGUCCGAUGCUGAGAAAGAUGAAUUAAACAAAAUAUUGAAUUUUGCUCGGACGAUACAUCCGAGGCAGAAAGACAAUGUUGUCUUUGAGUUAUCAGGAAUUCCGUUGCUUUUAUAUUUCCUGGCUGAUUAUUUUGUAAAUAUAGUAUAUUGUGCCACAAAUCGCAAUAAAGCUAUUUUAGAAUUUAACCUCCAUAAUAUUUAUGAAAUGUUUAUAGACAAUAAACUUAAACUAAAUCUUUUCAAAGAUAAAAUUAAAGGUCUAACAUUAACAAUAAUAAGGGAACCGUUGGAAAAAGAACUUCAGGACAUCAUAAGUAUUCACAAAAAACUGGCUGCAUAUACUUUCUACCAAGAUCGCAUUCUUCAGAUGGGUCUCGAAGAACUCAAAGAUAUGAAGCCAUUAAACGAACAAGAGUGGUAUACUGAGCUGAAUAAAAUCAAAAGAAGUUCAGAAAUGAUAAGUCUAAUAUCACACGUAAAUGCGUUCAAUGAGCUGGUGUUUAUAAAUGGUUCCUUGGCAGAAUAUUUCAUUGCUGAGUACGUUUGUGAUAUAAUAAAAAGCGAUAAGUUUAAGUUAUUUCAAAAAGUUCUUUGGUAUUGUGCCAUAAGUCAAGUUCGUUAUACGGCUAUCGGAGACUUGAUCGAAAGGAAAAAGGAAGCAGACCCAGAACUUCGAAACGCAUUUCUAGAAAUGGAGAAAACUUCACCAAUAUAUAAAACUGAAUAUCGUGCAUAUUUGAAAAGAGAAAGCAUAUCGCAGCACCAGUACAUCAGAAUAUUAGCUUCGUCAAUUAACGAUUAUGAAGAUGGGUGUUUCACUGAAUAUGCGGAAAAGUUUAAAAUGAAUGACUUUAAUAAGUUAAAAAAUAACGUUAAAUGUGGACUAAUUGAAUAUUUUACUAAUUAUCUUGUCUGUAAAAUGAAGCCUCAGCUCAAACAACAUUUUGGAGGAACACCUUUGUUUUAUUAUCGAGGUCCCGACUCUAGCUUUGUUAGAUAUUUUAACUCAGUCAAAAGUAUGGAUGAAAUCGACGGGAUCCUCCUCGAGCUAAAAGUAAGUAGACAAAAGCGAUUUCUCCCUCUCUUGAUGCUCCUUACUCCCCAAGAUCAUUGUGGUACCUCCCAAUUAUCAAAUAUUGAGAGUAUGAGUAAGAACUGCCAGAAGCGUCCUACAGAUGACAUUAUUCAAACAGAUUUUGUAUAUUUACUGUUGAACCCUGGUUACCCUGGAACCCUAAGCCAUACAAGUGACCCAAGUUUUUCAAGUGAAAUAUUUAAUUUCUUAAGCACUACGAGCACAAUUGGUAAUCGGUUGCAUUACACCGAAGAAAAUGUACAAGAAAUCGCAGAAAAAAUUAUAGAAAAAGAGCUAAUCGAGUUAGCUAGAGUUCUUGAAACUUUUUUAGAGCCAACGAUAAAAAUAUCAAAAGAUAUGAGUUUCUAUGAGUACGUGGAAAGAUAUCAUGUUUUUCUAAGGCAACAUGUGUUUGACGUCACCGAUAUUCAAACAGAUGAAAGUGAUUCUGAAGUCAAAUGGCGGACUGUUACAUUUCGAGACGAGUUCUUCGACACUAAAGACAUACAUAUUGAGUUUUUGAGAAAUUGUUUGUUGGAACAAAUGCUCCGUAAAAAGAUGCAUUUUUUUUUGAAAAGUGAAUUUUGGCCAAAUCAACUGAUAUCAUUUUUCUUUUCUGAACCGUCUGUUGCUACAUUAACCCUUUUGCUUGGUGCUUGUGUUGUCGACUGUGAAGAUAAUAAGUUGAAGUUCCUUGUUGAGCGACCUGGCAGUGACGUAGAACAGUUGCGAAAUAUUAACAUUCCACAGUCCACGAUCAACGAAGCGAAGCUCGCAGUCAGGACAGCCACUGUGAUAUACUUGCGCUCUCUACACCAGAGAGAACCUAUUGAUUUUGGUAAUAUUGAUUUACCAUCUCAAAGUUUAAACGAUCAUCCUCCUAGAGAUGUUGAGAUGAAUAGUGAAACCUUGAAGAGCGCUAUUGUAAAAUUGUGUGAACAAAGCACACCACGUAAAUUGGUCACGGUCGAUGACUCUCUCGACGAGUCAUUGUUGACAGCCUUGGCCAAUUGCGUUGGCAACAUUCUUAUUUGCGAUGAGGAAACAGAGAUGCUCAAGGUUCAAUAUUUGGAUCAACUCACACCAGCUCAGGAGAACGCUAAAUCUUUAUACCUUCAACUAUCUCGUGAAAUCGACAAUCUGCAUGAGUAUAGGUUUCAUGUAAGAACUGACAAAAUACCCAAAUGUCAACUCGAUUUUAAGAAUUUUGCCAGAGACUUUUUAAAGAGGCUGAUAAUUUUUGCCGAAGAAAGUAUCGAUUACGAGAUUGAGAAAAUUGUUUUUAAAAAGUUUAGGAUUGGCCCCUAUAUAAAAUUUUAUGACAGUUUUAUCACACUAAACUUGGUGCGUCUGCAUAUCCACAGUCAAGUACUAAAGUGGUGGAAGGCAUCAAACUCAGGCGAAUAUGACACCAAACCGUGCGAUUUGUAUCAACUAGCAUCGAAAAAUGUUAAUUUGGAACCGGCAAUAAGUGAAAUGCAUGCUUCAUUUUAUUUUAAAAACUUAAAGUAUUUUAAAUACAUGUUUAAUGAAAAUGUUACAAAAUCAAAAUAUAUAGAACUAGGAGUAGGUUCUAAACUGGUGGUGGUCACAGAAACGGUUAUCUUGACAACUAUAAAAGUACUACAGAGUUUAAAGAGCCGUGGCUUCAAUAACGAGUUCACGGUCCUGGACUUAGAGCACAUGCAGAGCACGUUCCCAAACAUGACAGACCUCUCAUUGUUCGAAGAGUUAAGGAUCACUACAAAAGUUCUGAUUGUGGUGUGGACACAGAUGUACGACGAUGAUAUAUUGCACGAGCUUUCACAAUUAUUCAAGCACAAACGUAUGGUAAUUAUAGCAAACAACGAGUUCAGAGCAAGGGUCGAAUCAUGUGGUGAGUGGUUGGAUGUUGUGUUCUAUAACGAAGUAGAGAGUUUGGCCUUAAUACAGUCACACAAGGAGAUAAUGAGAGAUACAAAAGUAAUAUUUCAAGGCCGAAACGUCACUUUAGAUGAAAUUAUUGACGACGAGUCUGUUACAUAUGUUAAAGGCGAUGUGUUGGACAAGGUGAUAAGUAAUGACAUCUUACACAUCGGCAAACCCUUCAGCAAUCCACAGUACAAUGAACUUAAAGAAUCUUUGGUCGACAGCAGAGUAAGUUCAGUUCUGAGAGCCGAUGAUGAGUACCAAUUUCCUAUUGAAAAUAAGAUAAUCAGAAAGUUUCACGAUAUCGUAGAUGAUGUAGUGCUGGUAACAGAUCCAACGAGAAUAGACAAGUCGGCAUUAAUCACUCACCUAGCGCUUAAAACAGAAGAGCACGAUGGGAAACUUUGGAUAGUCAGAGUCAACUUUCCAGAUCACGUAGAACAAUUUGACAGAUGGCAGGAUGAAGACACAGCCGUGGAUGAUUUGGAAUCAUUAAAGUUUCUGUGCCAAGUUACAAUGAACUAUAAAUUGACAUCGUUUGAUGUAGCACUCACAAAAGACAAAGCGCAAGUAGUGAGUUGUGUGGGCGAUGCUGUAGCUGCUUUUGAACUAAACUUAUUCGUACGUUUCUAUAAUGAGAGAAGAGUAAUAUUUGUAUUUGACGCAGUUGACGAAGUCGGUCCUUAUUGCAGAGACAAGGUUGUCACGUUCCUGACAGUUGUUAGUACUCGUCUUCGUAAAAGCAAAAUGUGGGUAACCUGCAGAUCGCUCAGUGAUAUCCUGCCAGAGCUGGAGAGAGUCUUAGGGGAAGGCUUCGCAAUUAUAAGUUGUAACGACUAA